Phasianus colchicus (ring-necked pheasant) is the source of this 4747-nucleotide messenger RNA. RefSeq names its product kelch like family member 14 (gene KLHL14). Gene Ontology annotation, molecular function: protein binding. The record is from RefSeq and is a predicted model, not a curated record. Gene Ontology annotation, cellular component: endoplasmic reticulum; neuron projection; neuronal cell body. Lineage: Eukaryota; Metazoa; Chordata; Aves; Galliformes; Phasianidae.
UUUUUUUUUUUUUUGGCGGAGGAAGGGGGGUGUUCAGCUUUGAAAACGUUACGCUUCCUCGCUCCUCCCCUGGAGAGCAGCCCGGCGUGCAGGGAGGAGGGAGGAGAAAAGGGUGCUGUGUGUGUGUGCGUGCGUGUGCAUGGAGCACGGGGGCAGCCCCCAGCCCGACCCUCCUCCAGCCCUCCCAAGUUGCUGCCCGCCCGCCGCGGUGCGUCCCGCAGGCCUCUAAAGCUGUUUGUUGUUGUGUUCCCCCCGCCCCGACCCCCUCCCCACCCCUCUCCUCCCCACCCUCUGCCCAGGUCGGAGGAGGGUUUAAAGGCAGGUGCGCCCGAGGCCGCUCGCCAUGUCCAGAUCCGGGGACAGGACCUCCACCUUCGACCCCAGCCACAGCGACAACCUGCUGCACGGCCUCAACCUGCUGUGGAGGAAGCAGCUCUUCUGCGACGUCACCCUGACGGCCCAGGGCCAGCAGUUCCACUGCCACAAGGCUGUGCUGGCCUCCUGCUCCCAGUACUUCCGAUCCCUCUUCUCCAGCGGCGGCGGCCACCCCCACGCCCUGGGGCUGGGGCCCGGCGCCCAGGACGGGCUCGGGGGAGCCCCCCCGAAGGAGCCGCCGCCGCCGCCGCAGGAGGAGCCGGGCACGCCGUCCUCCUCCCCCGAGGACAAGCUGCUGGCCAGCCCGCGGGCCAUCAACAACCUGGUGCUGCAGGGCUGCUCGUCCAUCGGGCUGCGCCUGGUGCUGGAGUACCUCUACACGGCCAACGUCACCCUCUCGCUGGACACGGUGGAGGAGGUGCUGUCGGUCAGCAAGAUCCUGCACAUCCCGCAGGUCACCAAGCUGUGCGUGCAGUUCCUCAACGACCAGAUCUCGGUGCAGAACUACAAGCAGGUGUGCAAGAUCGCCGCGCUGCACGGCCUGGAGGAGACCAAGAAGCUGGCCAACAAGUACCUGGUGGAAGACGUGCUGCUGCUCAACUUCGAGGAGAUGCGCGCUCUGCUCGACUCGCUGCCCCCCCCGGUCGAGUCGGAGCUGGCCCUCUUCCAGAUGUCCGUGCUCUGGCUGGAGCACGACCGGGAGACCCGCAUGCAGUACGCCCCGGACCUGAUGAAGCGCCUCCGCUUCGCCCUCAUCCCGGCGCCGGAGCUGGUGGAGCGGGUGCAGUCGGUGGAUUUCAUGCGCACCGACCCCGUCUGCCAAAAGCUGCUGCUGGACGCCAUGAACUACCACCUGAUGCCCUUCAGGCAGCACUGCCGGCAGAGCCUGGCCAGCAGAAUUCGUUCCAAUAAGAAAAUGCUGUUAUUGGUUGGAGGAUUGCCUCCCGGACCUGACCGGCUACCCAGCAAUUUGGUUCAGUAUUAUGAUGAUGAAAAGAAGACAUGGAAAAUACUGACAAUUAUGCCAUAUAACAGUGCACAUCAUUGUGUCGUGGAAGUGGAAAACUUCUUGUUUGUACUCGGAGGAGAAGACCAAUGGAACCCUAAUGGGAAGCACAGCACAAACUUUGUUAGCCGAUAUGAUCCCAGGUUUAACAGCUGGAUACAACUUCCACCCAUGCAAGAGAGGAGAGCCAGCUUCUAUGCCUGCCGCCUGGACAAGAACUUAUAUGUAAUCGGCGGAAGAAAUGAAACUGGCUAUUUGUCCAGCGUGGAGUGCUACAACCUGGAGACAAAUGAGUGGCGUUAUGUGUCUUCCUUACCACAACCUUUGGCAGCCCACGCAGGAGCCGUUCACAAUGGCAAGAUAUAUAUUUCAGGAGGUGUUCACAAUGGAGAAUAUGUCCCCUGGCUGUACUGCUAUGACCCUGUGAUGGACGUCUGGGCCCGAAAACAGGACAUGAACACAAAACGGGCGAUCCACACUUUGGCUGUAAUGAAUGACCGACUUUACGCCAUUGGAGGAAACCAUUUGAAAGGUUUCUCCCACCUCGACGUAAUGCUUGUGGAAUGCUAUGACCCUAAAGGUGACCAGUGGAAUAUCCUCCAGACUCCUAUUCUGGAGGGCCGCAGCGGUCCUGGCUGUGCAGUCCUUGAUGACAGUAUUUACCUUGUAGGAGGAUACAGCUGGAGCAUGGGGGCCUACAAAUCUUCUACUAUUUGCUAUAGCCCUGAGAAGGGGACUUGGACAGAGCUAGAAGGAGAUGUUGCUGAGCCACUUGCAGGUCCUGCUUGUUCAACUGUCAUAUUGCCAGCCUGUGUACCAUACAACAAGUGAUAGUGGAGGAGCACUGACACGGACACUGAUUGCAUUUGGGAAAAUAAUGACGGGUGACGUAAAUAUUUUCUUAGAACAGGAUUCCUGUUAAACAAAUCUACUGUAAUUGACCCUUUAUUCCAUACUUACGCUUUAGGAGCAAACUAAAAGAGAACAAAAAGAAAGUGUUGUCCCAUCUCAGAUAGAAGCCAGUGUCUUAUGAAGCAAGUAGCUAAAACACACCGAACAGUACAUGCUGACAGACUGCCAUUUCAGACUGAUUUUAACUUUUUCCUGCUGCAGAAAGAUUCCUCACGUCAAAUCUAACUUUAAAAGUAUGAAGGCUAAAUGUUCAGACACAGCCUGAAGAGACAAGAUCAGUAUUGUGCAUUGUAUCUACCUGCAUGUGAUCUGUGUUGAAGUCAUGAGGAUGUUGUUUUCAUGAAUGCUUCAAAAUUCAGAUAGUGAAAAGCUCACUCUGCAUUGCAGAAUUGUCUCCUCCUGUAAUCCUAACCUACAGCUACUACACAUGCUCUGCAAGCAACACAGGAUCGAAGAUUAUAGAAGGUAAAGAAGUGUCAUUCAGUUUUUGCACAGCUUGUCAUCAGAUACACUCUGCCUUCAAAGUCCCCACGUGUAAGUGUAGUGGAAACCAAGACUACACUGAAACCCAUGCUUUACAGAGCACUUCCUUCAGUAGCCAGUUUGGGAAUUGGGGUCAAAUUCUCCUUGUCACACUUGUGUAAAGUCAGAGUCGUUUCGCUGAAAUCACAUGGAAUGACUACUUUCAUGUUAGUAGAAUAGCAGAAAUUCGGUCCUACACCUUAAAUUCUGGGUUCAUACAGUAAGUUAUUUCUAUAACCAAGUAAUGGAGCACCAGAACCCUUCCUUACUUUUUCUCACCCACCCGUUAUGAGCAUAUGUGCUAGUUGCUUCCAAAGACAACAAGACUGCAUUUAACUGUAAAUGUAUUACUUUGGACUAUUAAAUGAUUGCACACAAUUUUAGAGGGGGACCGCUGAGUAGUUAAAAUACUCCCAUGUGACUGGUCUGAAAUGUAGCCAGAAAGAUUUGUAUUAUUGAUCCAAAGUAACAUGAGGCUGGACUUUCCACUGCCUCGUAGCUCGUGUAAUUAUUUACACAGUGCAAAGCAAGUUCAGAGUGCUUUAUUUCAGACUCGCUUUAUGAACUCUUAGUUGCUUGUACAAAUCAGACUAUCCAUGUUUUAAGCUUAUGUCUUUCUGUCCUGCCAUUGCAGAAGCAGUGACAAAAUCUGAAGUCUGGUAUUUAACAUAAUCAUCUACAUCUCAGCAAAAUAUAUGCAGAAUUCUUCUAUUGUGGUUUACGGAUGCUACAUCCAUUACUCUCAAACCAUCUUCCUCACUGAUAUAAAGUGAUAUUGCUCCAUUGAAGCCAGUGUGCUUUGAUGUGCUUCUGGCUCGUGUCAGAUAAGAAUCUGGCCUUUAAAUUGCUUAGUUUUAACUGGCUGCACCAAGUAAGAGGCAAAGCAAUCUCACAUCCCGCAUUUUCAAGCUUGUGCAUAUCUUUCAUGAUAGGUUGUAAUGCUAAUGCAUUAAGCAAGGAGCAGAUGACUGCUGGAGGUUGGCUUCUACUGCAGAGGCAAUAGACGUGAGGAGGAACUCAUUAUUUGCUUUGCAAAAUAGAAAGAGGACGAAUGUAUUCAGAAAUUACACCAUAUAUUGAAGCUUGAGAGCAAUAUAAAUAAUGGAGAGCAAAUACUGCGGGACUGUUUCUUUCUGGCAUCAGUCCAGUUUUAUUGCAGUACAACUCCUGCAGAAUUACGCAGAUGUAAAAUUGGAGUAAUGCAGUGAAGACUGAUAAGCAUACAAAUGCAAUAAACCAAUUGAUGAAGUAGCUGCAUGCCUGGAAAAAGAAAAUGUUUAAACAAAAUAAUUAUCUGAAGAUGCUAAUAUUUGAAUGUGUCGUUGAGGAAUUUUCCAGUGAGCAUCACUAAGGAACUCGUAAAGGUGGAGUGUAUAUCCUGAAAUCUCAAAUCCAUUUCUACUAUAUAGUGCAAUCUUAGUUGGUUUUGUAUUUAUUUAUAUUGUUCAGAUCCAAGGGAUCCCUUGUAAAAUAUAUUUGGUGCAAUCAUGACUUUUUUUUUCCUGUUGAAAGUUAUAUAAAUAUAAAUAUAUAUUAAAAGGAAACUGUCAAGAUACUAAACGAGGAAACUUAGAACAACAUUUAAGAUCAUGAUAAGGUCUGCCACUAAACACUGACUGUCACUUGUCUCUACUGAAAUGUACCAUCUUAAAGGACAUUUGUUGUCCUUUUAAGUGGUUCUUUUUUUUUACCAAGAUAAUUUAAAGAUUUAAGAGGUCUCUAUGUAAAUCUUUCUAUCUUUCAGGAAGGCAUGACCAAGGAAAGUGCUAACUGAAUAAGUCACAAAAAGAAUGUAAAUUUUGUACAGUAUUAGACUGUGUAAAUGAAGCUUGCUCGUAGGGGGAAAACUUUAAAUAAAACUUUAUGUACUAAUUCAACUGUCUGCCAUAUUCCUACUUAUAAAGUGUAUGUAUAAAUGAUAACUACAUUAAA